AUGCAAAAAAAGCUGAUUUUUUUCUACUGUUUCAUUGGUUUUUCCUUAGUUUCUGCCAAUGGAGAUUCAUUUCUUCCAAAUGUCGAGUUAUCAGCAUUAUUAUCAAUAAAAUCUAGCUUGAUUGAUCCCUUGGAUCACCUCAAGGACUGGGAAAACUCGACCGAUGAGCAUUGUAACUGGACCGGGAUUUCUUGCAACUCGAAGGGCCUAGUUGAGAAGCUAGAUUUGUCCAACAUGAGUCUUAGUGGCAUUGUUUCAGACAACAUUCAAGAUUUAAGGAACCUAUCCAUUCUUAAUAUCUGCUGUAAUAAUUUCGCCUCGUCGUUGCCUAAGUCAUUAGCCAAUCUGACUUCUUUGAAGAGUAUUGACGCAAGUUCGAACAAUUUUGUUGGCAAAUUUCCAAUAGGCCUUGGAAUGAUUCCAGGGUUGAUAAGCAUCAAUGCAUCGAGCAAUAAUUUCGAGGGCUUGCUCCCAGAGGACAUUGGGAAUUCGAUCUCACUUGAAAGCCUGGAUUUCAGAGGGAGUUUCUUUGAAGGUUCAAUUCCACCAUCGUUCGGGAAUUUAAAGAAGUUAAGGUUUUUAGGCCUUUCUGGUAAUAAUCUUACGGGAAGGCUUGCGACUGAGCUUGGUCAGUUGUCGUCUUUAGAGACGAUGAUUUUGGGAUACAAUCAGUUUGAAGGCUCAAUUCCAGGAGAGUUUGGUUAUCUUACUAACCUUCAGUAUCUGGAUUUGGCUGUUGGGUCUGUUCCAGAGAAGCUUGGAGAAUUGGCAAAACUCAAGGUACUCGAGCUUUGGAAAAACUCGUUGACAGGCCCUUUACCUGAAAAUCUUGGAAAAAACUCUCCUCUGCAUUGGUUAGAUGUUUCAUCUAACUCGUUGUCUGGUGAGAUUCCAUCAGGUUUGUGUGAUUCAGGCAAUCUCACUAAACUCAUUCUUUUCAAUAAUUCCUUCUCAGGUUCAAUCCCAAUAGGCCUUUCGAAUUGUUCUUCUUUGGUUCGUGUUCGAAUUCAAAACAAUCUUAUUUCAGGGUCAAUCCCAAUUGGCUUUGGAAAUCUUCCAAUACUUCAAAGACUAGAAUUGGCUAAUAACAAUCUCACUGGUGAAAUUCCUGAAGAUUUUUCCCUGUCGGCUUCCCUUUCAUUUAUCGAUGUUUCUCAGAAUCACCUCGUCUCAGCAUUACCUUCUAGCAUUCUUUCCAUCCCUAACCUUCAAAUGUUCAUCUCCUCGAGCAACAAUCUUGAAGGAAAAAUCCCAGAUCAGUUUCAGGACUGUCCAUCACUUUCUGUGCUAGAUCUAUCCAGUAACCAUUUUUCAGGACAAAUUCCCCAAAGUAUAGCUUCGUGUGAAAAACUAGUGACUUUGAAUCUUAGAAACAAUCAAUUCACUGGUGAAAUUCCAAAAACUAUAGCCACAAUGCCAACUUUAGCCAUUCUUGAUUUGUCUAACAAUUCUCUUGUUGGAAGAAUACCGCAGAAUUUUGGAAGUUCACCAGCUCUCGAGUCCUUCAAUGUGUCCUACAACAAGCUCGUGGGUCCUAUUCCAAAUAACGGUAUCUUAAUCACCAUUAACCCUAAUGAUCUCGUAGGCAAUGCUGGUCUGUGUGAUGGGAUACUUCCCCCGUGUUCUCAAAAUAUCAUCCACACAGCACGGCAAAGGAAAGUUCGGAUAAAUCACAUUGUUGUAGGAUUUCUUGUCGGGAUAUCAGUAAUUCUGGCUAUAGGCAUGUUGGUUUUCACCGGGAGACGGCUUUAUAAACAAUGGUAUAUGAACGAAAAUUGCUUCGUCAAUUUGUUUAAGAAGAACAAUUCAGAAUGGCCAUGGAGGCUUGUAGCUUUUCAGAGGUUUAAUUUCACUAGUGCUGACAUUCUGGCCUGUCUGAAGGAAUCAAACGUGAUAGGCAUUGGUGGGACGGGAAUCGUGUACAAGGCUGAAACUCAUCGUCCACACAACGUCGUUGCUGUGAAAAAGUCACGGAGGACAAUGCUUCACAAGAAUGAGACAGUGUCAAUGGUGGCUGGAUCAUAUGGAUACAUAGCACCAGAAUACGGAUACACUUUAAAGAUUGGUGAAAAAAGUGACAUAUACAGCUUUGGAGUGGUGCUUCUAGAGCUUCUAACAGGGAAAAUGCCUCUAGAUCCCGCAUUUGGUGAAUCAAUUGAUAUAGUCGAAUGGGUUCGACGAAAGGGACACAGAAAAACCUUAAAAGAAGCAUUAGAUCCUGAUAUUGUUGGAAAGUGUAUAUAUGUUGAAGAGGAAAUGCUUCUUGUCCUCAAAAUUGCACUUCUUUGCACUGCUAAACUCCCAAAGGACAGGCCAUCAAUGAGAGACAUUAUAACAAUGCUUGGAGAGGCAAAGCCAAGAAGAAAAAGCAUUUCCCAUAAUUGGGGAUUCACUGCCAACAAAGAGAAGAUAUUUGCAAAUUCACCAGUUAUAGGCCUUUUGUAG
Messenger RNA from Fraxinus pennsylvanica, 2445 nucleotides. NCBI's taxonomy places the organism in Eukaryota, Viridiplantae, Streptophyta, Magnoliopsida, Lamiales, Oleaceae. The record is from the annotation of a GenBank genome assembly.